This is a messenger RNA of Ilex paraguariensis (yerba mate), 886 nucleotides long. NCBI's taxonomy places the organism in Eukaryota, Viridiplantae, Streptophyta, Magnoliopsida, Aquifoliales, Aquifoliaceae. The record is from the annotation of a GenBank genome assembly.
UCUGUCAUAGCUCAUCUCUCUUCGCCCUACUUAUAUAUAAACAACACCCUCCAUCCAUUCUCUCACACAAACCCAUUUGAUCUUCUAAGCAAAACUUCUUCUCCAAAUCCCCCAAAGAAGCCAUUUAUAGCAAUCAACAAGAAAACCCAAAAAUCUUGAAAAAACCAAACACAUGGCUUCUUCAAUGAGAUUGUCAUUGAUUCUCUUCUUUGCUUGUUCUCUCUUCCUCCAAGGAUCUCUAGGUGAGAUUAUAUGCGAGGAUUUGCCAACGGAUGUCUGUGCAUUUUCUAUUGCAUCGUCUGGAAAGAGGUGUUUGUUGGAGAAUUAUGCAACGAAAGACGGCAAGGUGGCGUACCAGUGCCGGACAUCGGAGGUGGUUGUAGGGGGGAUGGCUGAAUACAUUGAGACUGAUGAAUGUGUUAGUGCAUGUGGGGUUGAUAGGAACACUGUUGGAAUAUCAUCUGAUGCCUUGCUUGAGCCACAAUUCACUGCCAAGCUUUGCUCCGCCGCUUGUUACCAGAACUGCCCCAACAUUGUCCACCUUUACUUCAAUUUGGCCGCCGGAGAGGGAGUAUUUUUGCCAGAUCUAUGUGAGAAACAGAGGACCAACCCUCACCGAGCCAUGAUCGAGCUCGUGAGCAGUGGUGCUGCCCCUGGUCCUGUUUCCAGUGAACCUGCAGAUAUCACUGCUGCUGCCCAGCCUGCCACUGCCCCUUCUUCUUUCUAAUCAAGUUUUGUAUCAUCCGCAGAAGAAUAAUUUUCCUUCUAAUCAAGUUUUGUAUCAUCCACAGAAGAAUAAUUUUCACUAUACUAUUGUAAAGCUUAUGGGGAAUUAUUAGCAAAAUGAGAGAGAGAGAGAGAGAGAGAGAGAGAGAGAGAGAGAGAG